This is a messenger RNA of Camelina sativa (false flax), 1390 nucleotides long. Its product is annotated as WAT1-related protein At3g28100. Gene Ontology annotation, molecular function: transmembrane transporter activity. Gene Ontology annotation, cellular component: membrane. NCBI's taxonomy places the organism in Eukaryota, Viridiplantae, Streptophyta, Magnoliopsida, Brassicales, Brassicaceae. The record is from RefSeq and is a predicted model, not a curated record.
CCCAACAUCACUUCGUUAUAUAAUUAUUUGUAACAUCAAGAAAGCAACAAGAGGGAUAAUAAAUUGAAGACUCACAAACCACACCAAACUUUCUAUAAUUUCCAAUAAUGGCAAAAACAGUAAGUCUCUGGCAGAGAGAGGCCGUGUUCUUGACGGCAAUGAUGGCAGUCGAAACCGGCGUGGUCGGAAUAAGUACUCUGUUCAAAGUAGCAACUUCAAAGGGACUUAACCUUUAUGCUUUCCUCGGCUAUUCUUAUCUUCUAGCUUCUCUCCUUCUUCUGCCUUCUUUUAUCUUCUCCAACAGAUUAAGAUCACUUCCUCCACUAAGUUUCUCAAUACUUUGUAAAAUAGUACUUCUUGGAUUACUAGGAUCUAUGUAUGUGAUCACAGGAUACAUAGGCAUCAAAUACAGCAACCCAACCUUAGCCUCCGCCAUUAGCAAUAUCACUCCUGCUCUUACCUUUAUCCUCGCCAUUAUCUUCAGGAUGGAAAAAGUAUCAUUCAAAGAAAGGAGCAGUGUAGCGAAAGUGAUGGGGACUAUAUUGUCACUAAUAGGCGCACUUGUGGUGGUUCUUUACCAUGGUCCACGUGUCUUUGUCGCAUCUUCUCUGCCGUAUGUAAACUUCCGUCAGUUUUAUCCAUCGUUGUCAUCUUCAAAAUCUGAUUGGCUCAUCGGUGGUGCUCUUCUAACUAUAAGAGACAUCUUCGUUUCAGUCUCUUUCAUUCUCCAGGCAGAAAUAAUGAGUCAAUAUCCAGCAGCAUUCACAGUCUCCUUCCUCUACACUGUAUGUGUUUCAAUCGUGACCACGACGAUUGGACUAGUAGUCGAAAAGAACAAUCCAAGCGUUUGGAUCAUUCAUUUCAAUAUUACUUUGAUAACAAUUGUAACUAUGGCUAUAACAACUUCAGUAUACUAUGUGAUUCAUUCGUGGACAGUACGCCACAAAGGACCUUUGUAUUUGGCGAUAUUUAAGCCAUUGUCGAUCUUAAUAGCAGUGGUUAUGAGCGCAGUUUUUCUCAACGAUUCUCUCUAUCUCGGAUGUUUGAUCGGAGGAAUUUUGAUAACGUUGGGGGUUUACGCUGUGAUGUGGGGAAAAGCAAACGAAGAGAAGGAUCAGUUGUUGUUACUUUCGGAAAAAGAGAAAACCCCUCUUCUAGUGAACAGCUACAAUGACCCAAUUUAAAUUAAAAAUAAAUUAGAACCAAAGAGGAAUUUACGUACUCUUAGUUACACUUUUGGGUAAGUUGUGCAUAUUUAUACAUGCAUACUAUUACUGUAUUACAUUACAUAUUGCUUUGUAUAUAAAUCUGAAAACUUACUAUGUGAAGACUCUAAAUAUGACCUCCUAAAUUUUUAUAUAGAAUUUGAUGCCGUAGGCGUAAGCGAACA